Messenger RNA from Sphaerodactylus townsendi, 4798 nucleotides. RefSeq names its product lines homolog 1 (gene LINS1). Lineage: Eukaryota; Metazoa; Chordata; Lepidosauria; Squamata; Sphaerodactylidae. The record is from RefSeq and is a predicted model, not a curated record. Bases 265 to 2571 code for a protein of 768 amino acids. The transcript is spliced from 9 exons.
GUCCCGCCUUGCAUCUCAGUCGAUCGGGAGGCCGAAAGCAGCCGCCUUCUUCGCUUCCGUAAAGCGCGGACCAGAACUUUGCGACAGAAGGCUGGGGAGAUGAUCCUUUUCAGUGAUGCUGUGGGCUUCCAGGUACACGAAGGAAACAGCAUGCCAAGUUAUGAAAACUUCUCUUUUAAUGGAUAACAUUAUUUACCUGAGACAUGACCAAAUCCAUCUAACAUGAAAGCAUCCAGAAUUAUUGAAAAUAUUUAAUUUGUCGCCAUGGAGAAACGUUUUCAUUUGCUAAAGGAGUUGUACGAUAAGAUACUGGCAGGUCUUCCAUUAACAAAAGAUGGUCAUGGUUACACAGCUCUUCUCAAUCUUCUAGUUCCAUUUCAAUGCCUGUCAGUAGAGAGCGCUGAGUCAUACCCAGAAAAGUGUCCAUUUUCUUUCAGUGAUCAGUGUGCAGGGGAUUCUACCGGCCUGGUGUGUCUAUCGCUCAAUAUUAAUUCUGUACCUGAUACGACUGAAAAUGGGAACCAUCAACGAGAAACAACCUUGCUUCAGUUAACCUUGAUUGACAUGCUGAUCACCAAAGUGCAGAACCCAGGUCUAGAAGAUGGGACAAAACAGAAAUAUCUUGACAUUAUUAGAAUUCUUGUGAAAGACGCAAGCAUUGACUCAAAAUUAAUUUUUGCGUUACGCUCUUCUGAUCGACUGAUGUCUCAUGUCGCUUGUAAAAGUUUGGUCUCGCUUGUGCAUUUUCAGUUAAGAGAAGAGGGUUUGUUGAACGACUCCUGGCUCACGUUUUGCUCAGAGACUUUGUCGGGCUUCCCCAGCAGCUGCUGGAUAGCAGAAUGCCUGUGGACUCUUACAAACAUAAUCCGAGAAAUUUUGAAGGAAGAAAGUUCAGGCACAACAGGUGGACUCGAUAAGCUUCUCUCUCCACUCGAUGGUAUCCUGGAAGGCUUUUACCACCGUGUCUUAUCUCAGGUGCCUGAUCUCGACAAGAGUCUUCCAGCUUCGGCGAAACGCACAAACGACCUGAACGGUCUUCUUGACCUCCUCGAACUGCUCGCAGCCUCGAGGAGCCGAACGGCGGUACCCUUUGCCUGCCAAAGGAUGCUCUUUUCUAACUCCGCUUACCUGUUGGGUCUCGUCACCUGCCCCGUGCACAGUUUCAUCAAAAGGAAGUCUGUUGUGCUGCUGAAAAGAGGUGUUCUUUGCAAAGCUGGGGAAGACCUAGUCAAGAAAGCGUCCCCUCCGUUCCUCCGAGACCCCCAUUUCAAUGAGGACAGAGACGUCUUCUCAAGCACCGUUCUGCAGUUUGUCAAUUCUGGAUGGCUGUACCGGUUGUCUGUCGGUGAAAAGGUUGCUCACUUUGGAGGCAGUCAAGUUAGGCCCGAACUGGAUAUCUGUAAUGGUCCUGACAGAGUGUUCCUCAGAGCCUUAAGCUUGGUUCUGCUUAAAGCUUUGGAAAUCAGGGUCCAGAGCUGCACUUCUGAAUGUGAAGCCCAAGUUCUUUUAGAGAGCAUCAUGUGCCCCUUGUUGUCCUUCUUAAAGAACUGUCUGAGAACUUCUCGCUGCGUCCACCCAUUUCAACACCCCUGCUUGUGGCUUUCCGAGCUCUUCAUAGAACAAGAUGACGAUAUGUUUGAAGCCUCCAAAGCCUUAUUAAGUGUUCAUUCGCAUUUGAGGAGGUUCUGGCUCGAAGAUGCGUUUCCCUCGUGCCUCUCCGAUGACCAAACUCAGGGCACGCUGACACACAGGAAUGGCUGCAAUCCCCACUGUGUCUUCCUGUUUCUGUUGCAAAGCGUGGCAUUUGACCCCACUGUUCUCCUUGACUUUUUGAUAUCGUCAGAAACCUGUUUCCUGGAAUACCUGGUUAGGUACUUAAAACUUCUGGUAGAAGACUGGCCCCGUUUUGCCUGCGUCUCCGAAGGCUUCGAGCCCAUGGCGAGUGGAGUUCACAGCUUUUCUUUGAAGGGCCCAUCCAAUCAAGAGAAGAAUGGCUGCCAGUUGCACGCACACGCAGAAAGAACCUUGUGUGAUCCACAGUACUGUACCGUCCCCUUCCUGACCUCUUCCCAGAGUUACUCUGUCGUCCUGCAGUUUGACAACCGAGUUGUCAAACCCAACAGGUCCGGCUGUCUAAGAGGGUCCGAUAACAUGUCUUCACUAGGGAGCGUUCCAAGGCUGGUUGAUUAUGAAAGUUCAGAAGACUCUGAUGGAGAAGAGGAGUGUUUGGCAGACAGGCCGCAGACACUGUUGAAUAAUCAAGCCUGCUCAGACACGGCCAUCUUGGAACAUGAUGCAUCGCCUCCAGACGAUGAUUUGACUGUUUUGCCCCCAUCUUGGCACCAGGGGUCCCCAAAUGAGCCCACAUUAGCCGAAGGAACUCUCUGGAAGUCGGUGAAGUGCUUGCAAGAACUGCACAAAUCUAUUUCUCGUCUGCACAGAAGAAAUCUCUUCCCGUACAACCCAGCUGCUCUUCUGAAACUGUUGACUCGCAUCGACAUUAUUAGUGGAGCGGGCAGAUCGGCUCCUAGCCCUCCGAGUCUAGAGUGUCUCGUCUCCCUCGCCCCAUAAUAGUGUUAGAAGAAUCUUUCCACAUGAUUAAUUUGUACCGAAACCUCUUGCCAAGGUUGUACUGCUCAAGUGCUGCGACUAGUCUGAAUUGCAACCUUGUGAGUCACCGUUGGGCAACACCAUUAAAAACCCGUGUGAUGUAAGGAGGGAGGGUAGGGGACGCUACGGCACACGAAUAUCUUGUUUGUCAAGUGCAUUAAAGCUGAACGCUCUCAAGUUAGAGGUGUAAGGGAGAUUUUUGUUUGCUAAGAGCUGGGGAUUCUGGGCAGUGAUGGAAGAUUUUCAGGGUUUGUCGGUCUACGGGAGAGCCGUCAAAUCCAGCAGAGGGCGCAUUAGGGCCUUUUCGCACACAAGGUUUGCUCUGGAAUGACUGCAACGCGCAUCAACAUCCCAAUCUUUUUGUUGCCGGUUCGUCGCUUGACAUCAUUCGCACUUCAGCCGGUUGUUCUGGAACCGCAUCUGAAUCCAGAAACCCCGAUAGUUUGCAUUGUCGAGGAAUGCAAUGCAAACGAGAGUUCUGAUUGGCUGCUUGGCCGUUACUGGGCGUGUCAUUUGUGAUGACAUGCCAAUCUUCCCAUUGGCUGACGUUACCUCGAGAUAUCUCGCGUUGAGUGUGCCGAGGUCUCUUUACGGUUUCCUCCCAUUGGCUAUCCAUCGCGCGGAUGUGUUAUCACAAGAUCAACUUCCUGUGUUCUCGCAAGAUCGCUUCCUUUAGCAGUGUGGUUGCCUGGUUUCCCGCACCCGGUUUGCUUCCUUGCGGGCGGUGAGCAUAUUGCAGACUUAGACAUGCCUUUGCAGCCAGAUGAGGAAGAGCUGCUGCUCAUGAUUCUGCUGCUCCUCGCUCAAUGGUCCCAACUUAGGCCUGCGGCACAAGUUGUGAUGCAGCAGAUGACUGCCCAUGGCAAUUUGCCAGAGGGAUCUGACUCCAGACGCAGGUCACGCGCAUGUCGGAGAUGGCUAGCAGUAGCCUACACCAUGCUGCUUCUGGGUGUACCCCCAUCGGAGCAGAGAUUGGUGGCAAAACUGUGUGUGGUCCUCCUGGAGUGAUGAGGUGUGGGUAAAGAAUUUCCGGAUGACCAGAAGAACAUUCCUGAGAAUAACACAGAGCCUUGCGCCCAGACUCCACCGGCAGGACACUCGCAUGCGUCCUGCAUUGCCUGUUGAAAUGAGGGUGGCCAUGGCAAUAUGGUACCUGGCCAGUCCAAACUCUUUCCGAGAGGUGAGGCAACAAUUUGGAGUGGGGACAACAAUGGUUUUUGAGGCCGUCCAUGAUUUCUGCGAGGCUGUGAGAGACAUACUCUUCGAGAGGGUUGUCUGUUUUGCAGAUCCUGUGGAAAAGGUCAUGCGCGGAUUCGCACGCCUGGGUUUCCCGCAGUGCGUUGGAGCAAUAGAUGGAUGCCACAUCAAGAUACAAAACCCAUCGGACAUCCCCGCGGACUUUCAUCAACAGGAAAAGGGUGUCCUCCAUUGUCCUCAUGGCUGUGUGUGACAACAAGGGUCGCUUCUUUGAGGUGGACAUUGGUCACCUAGGAAGGAGUCAUGACGUGCACAUAUUCUGUGGGUGCCACAUCACACAGGCCAUGGACAGGGGUCUUCCCUGUGAAUCCCGUACUGACAGUGGAUGGGGUGGCCGUCCCCCCACUAAUUCCAGCGGAUGGCACCUUCCCCUUGCGCAGUUGGCUUGUUAAGCCAUAUGUACCUGCGCACAAUGCGAUAGAGCGGUUUUUCAACAGGAAAAUUGCAAGGCCAGGAGCAUUGUUGAGCAGGCAUUUGGGUGUUUAAAGACCGGUUGCAGAUGCCUCAUGCAUACAUUGCCCAAUCAGGUAGAAAGGGCCAAUGCCAUGGUGGCUACCUGCGUUGUUCUUCACAACCUGUGUGAGGCUGAGGGACGUGAUGCUCCAGAGAGUGAGAGCAGGGUGGGGUGCCUCCUUACUGAGAUGGAGGAGCAGCAGCCAAUUAUUAUUGCACAGGACGAGGGGCUGCCGUGCUGAGGAGCGUAACCUCAUGGGCAGCGGAAAGACACCCAAUAGGAAGCUGUAUGCAGGGUAAGGCCGUGAGAACGGCCCUAGCAACUUACCUGUACUGUAAUCGUCCGUGACUCGAUUAGUUCGUGCAAGGCUUGCCCACUGCCUUUGUUCCCCAUUUGCAAAAUUUCCAUUUCUUUGUACUUUUCAAAAACUGCAGUGCUCUUUUCUUCCCAUGUUAAUAAACUGCAACCAUGUCUCCA